Messenger RNA from Armigeres subalbatus, 444 nucleotides. Its product is annotated as coiled-coil domain-containing protein 103. Gene Ontology annotation, cellular component: outer dynein arm. Bases 137 to 370 code for a protein of 77 amino acids. Gene Ontology annotation, biological process: epithelial cilium movement involved in extracellular fluid movement; determination of left/right symmetry; inner dynein arm assembly. The transcript has 2 exons. Lineage: Eukaryota; Metazoa; Arthropoda; Insecta; Diptera; Culicidae. The record is from RefSeq and is a predicted model, not a curated record.
AUUGGAACCGUGUCGAUGUUUGCGAGAGAGUAGUUCUAAACAGUGGAGUACAACAUUCUCAAUUGUCCCACCGUUGUUGCUGUGGGCAACGUCUUGUUUGUUAUUCUGCCAUGAGCUCAAUAUUACGUUUGCCACAAUGAUAUCGGCAAAGGAUAUCAAAAAACUGGAAACCGAAUGUCUCGACAAAAUCCAAGGGGACGAGCUGUACCAUAUUCGGAACGAUGCCAAACUGAGAGCGGUUUACGCGGCAAAAAACUAUGACGAAUUCCGGGACAUUGUCGAUGCUGCCCAUUUGAAUCCACUUAGCUCACAGGACAAGCGAAAUCCCAAAACUAAACAACGCCUGUGGAAUUCAGUGUCGAAAACAUAAUGUAGUAGUGAUAAUUAUAAUAAAACUGAUUCAUUGAAUCAAUUGAUAACGCUUGUGAUAAGCGCAUUCAGUCA